GCUGCAGCACAUAUCCUUCGUCUCUCCUUCGUCUCUCCUUCGUCUCUCCUUCCAUUCUUCUCUAAACAUCCUCUCUAUUCUCUUCUACACACCGUACUUGUCAUGGCAGUCAAAUCGCGCGCUAAAAAGGUCAGUCUGUGACAUUUGGCACCCACAAACCUGAAACACGAUCUGAUGGCUGGACAGGUGACAUCCAUUUCGAAAGCUGUUUCGGACGACAUUUGCAUGCGCCGGCUGGACCGGUAUUCCAAGGAAUCAGUCGAAAAGCAAAUAUCCAUACCAGAAACAAUUACCGCUCUGGACACGUAUCCGCCAUUACUAAGGAUUCCAUCUGAAAUUCGGCGCGAAAUUUUAAGAUAUGUACUCCCGUCUUCGAACAAUAGGUUCGUCCUCUACACCGACUGCGACUCGACCGUGAUCAGCAAGAAGUGGAACCGCAAGUGCCGGCCGCACGCUGACAAGCAUCUGAGACUCGAUGUUUUCAGAACCAGUCGCCUGAUCUACCACGAAUGUCUUUCCGUCAUGUACUCCGAAAAUCUAUUUCACUUCUACGCCUUCAAUUAUCUACCCGUUCUAGAUUUCAUACGACAUCUUAGCCCUGAAGCUAAGAGCUUGGUCCGGAAAGUCCGACUUACACCUCUUACGGACAAGCAAAACGAUCCACCAGCAAGCCACGAUAUCUUUUGUACGGUUAUUCACGACUCGUUACCUGGACUCAGCGAACUUCAGGCCGAUCCAGUUGUCUUCUUCUAGUUUUGGUCAUUACCAAAUUUUUACGUUUGUAUACUUCUUUUACACAUAGACCAUGAGCAUUUUGACGAGCGGGCGUUUUCGGUACAAUUUCAAGAGGAUAUGUGGGCGUCGCAGAUGUUUCAAUUGUAAUCCGUUUCCAGCAAUGUCAACGUUGUUCGCCGAAGCUCGUAUUCGGUAAAAGACGUCUCCUCUUCUUUACUUCAGGAUCGACUACAAGACCAGGAUGCGCCUGUCUGAGAGUCAUGAAUUGACUUUCCACUCGCAUACAGUCCGAUACCACAUAUGGCAGCGGCAAUGCAGAAAGUAGCAAAGUUUAACGCCG
Messenger RNA from Macroventuria anomochaeta, 1075 nucleotides. RefSeq lists its product as uncharacterized. Bases 175 to 753 code for a protein of 192 amino acids. The record is from RefSeq and is a predicted model, not a curated record. The transcript has a single exon. Lineage: Eukaryota; Fungi; Ascomycota; Dothideomycetes; Pleosporales; Didymellaceae.